Molecule: messenger RNA, 1559 nt
Organism: Nematostella vectensis (starlet sea anemone)
Lineage: Eukaryota; Metazoa; Cnidaria; Anthozoa; Actiniaria; Edwardsiidae
Product: ficolin-2
Exons: 3
Coding region: 82-1071 (329 amino acids)
Source: RefSeq, a predicted model, not a curated record
GAGUCAGCUGUGUGAGUGCUUUAUAUAUUUUUUUUUUCUGUUAUUGAGUGCAGAGCGGCUCUCGAAAGCAGUCUAUCCAAGAUGCAGUCAUUAACGUUUACAACAACUUUAGUUUUUCUUUGCCUUUUUUCAACGGGGUUUUCUCAGUCCAAUGAUGGAACCCAUUCUAACUAUUUAGCAACCGAACAUGGCAAACGAUCCCUCGCAAAGUUGGCAAAGUCUGUACAAGUUGUGGACGAUUUUGCGUGUGUUCGGGAGUGUACUCGCGUCGAGGGAGUGUGCACAUCCGUAAAUUUCUACAAAGACAAGGACUCUGAUGGCAAGCAUCUUUGCGAGUUACUCACGGACGACAAGAAACAAUGCAAAGGUGACCUGGUAAAAGAUGGAGAAGUCGACUUUAUCAGAGUCAAGCAACAACCGCCCUUGCUUCCGUCUUGUGCCGAGAUCCAAUCAGAACACCUUGCUCACACCAGCGGCAUAUUCCCCAUCGCCCUCACCCCCUGUCAUCCCCUCGACGUCUACUGCGACCUGGGCACUAGCGGAGGAGGCUGGACUGUCAUCCAGAGGCGCGUGGACGGCUCGGUGGAUUUCUACCGAGACUGGGACGACUACAAGCGGGGGUUUGGUAACAAGGAGGGAGAGUUCUGGCUGGGGCUGGAUAAUAUCCACGCUUUGACGUCACAGAGGCGGUACCGUGUGCGCUUUGACUUGGAGGACUUCGAGGGGAACACCCGCUACGCCGAGUACGACGACUUUAGAGUUGGUGAUGAGGCGGCGAAGUACGAGCUUGUUUCAGUUGGUACAUACUCAGGUACAGCUGGUGAUAGUCUCUCAAGUCACAAAGGUUUAUAUUUCUCUACGCGAGAUCGCGACAACGACGAGAACAAUAAUUUAUCUUGCGCAGUAAAUUUUGAAGGUGCAUGGUGGUACGGAGGAUGCUUUGAAAGCCAUCUGAACGGCCGUUACCACGUGAGCUCAUCUAACGCGUUGUAUCAUGGGAUAAUCUGGAGACACUGGCAUGAAUAUGAAUACUCACUCAAGAAAUCAGAAAUCAAAGUGCGACCUUAUUAGGAGCCGACCAUUUGAUAUAUGACGGGCAGGUAACAGAUUUUUCUUGUUUUUUCUUUCUUAUUUUUUUGUAACUCGUAGUUUUUUUUCCUAUGAAGCAUCUCCAUCUAAUUUUGGAAAACUAAAAUUGCCUGAUACUCAGGCUAUCUGUUCCGAGGUUGGUCGCUUAAUAUUUUAUUUUUAAAAUGUCCUUAGCCGAUUUUUUUCUAGAGAUCAUGGCCUGCUUAUCAUUAUUUAUUCUUUUUAUUUCUUUUAGGGUGAGGUAUCUCGUUACUGAACCGUCGAUACCAUAUGGUCUGUCCCUUAAAACCCACUAAUCCGGCAUGCUUGGUAAUUGUUUUCUGUUUUAAAAACCAAAAUUUUUCAAAAAUAAACCUCUACAUUAAAUGGAAUUUUUUUAAAGUAAAUCACAAAAAUUAAUUUUCUUAUGUUCAAUGGCGUUCUUUGAUAGAAGAAAAAUAGAGGUGAUAUUAAAGUUUGAUUUUUUUACA